Lactuca sativa (garden lettuce) is the source of this 668-nucleotide messenger RNA. The record is from RefSeq and is a predicted model, not a curated record. NCBI's taxonomy places the organism in Eukaryota, Viridiplantae, Streptophyta, Magnoliopsida, Asterales, Asteraceae.
UAUAAUUGACAGCCCUAAAAUUACCAAAAUACCCUCAUACCCACAGACUAAACAAUAAAAUCCUCCUCAUUCAUCAAACUUUCUCUCAGAAUCUCAACAGAAAGAACCUCUCUCUCCUUAAAAAAUGGGCAACACUCCUCACCGGAGAUCAUCAUCAUCAUCAUCUUACUUUUCCGGCUGUAUUUCGCCGUCGUGUGUUCAAUCUUAUAACCAGUACACACUCAUCAACGACGGCAAACACAACAAUGGCUGUGAUCGAUGGCGUCGGAAGUGGAGAAAGCUGAUCAACACAGUGAUUCGAGAAAGCAAGAAGAGCAUCUAUGGAUCCCCAAAACCUUUGACAUUCCGGUAUGACGCCGUUAGCUACUCGCAGAAUUUCGAUGAAGGAACUCAUCGGUGUGAGUAUUACGAUCAGCACGGACGUCGAUGCUCAAUUGCUCACAGGGCCCACAGUGAUCGUGUCCUGCUCCAGUUUAGCAAUUAGCGGUGAGUGAUGAUUCAAAUGAUGAUGAGUAGACUAAAAAGUGACCAUCGACAAUUCAAUGGUAUUAUAAUUAUUUUUGUUACAUAGAUUUGGUGAAAAGUAAUUAUUUGUUUGAAUUAUAUCAUUAUAAAAGAUUGGGUUGUAAGAAAAAGAAGAAAAUUAAUUUUUCUUUAGUAAUAUAUGA